AUGUCUUCACGAGCAUCAUCUCCACACUAUGAUGAGAGACGCAACCCUCCCGCGACGGCUCCGUCUAGCAGUCGCGCUGAACAGCCGGCUGGGGGCGAGCGACAGGCUAAGCGCAUGAAAUAUACGCCGCGAGCAUGUGAGCAAUGUCGUCGACGGAAGCUGCGUUGCACAGGAGAGCGCCCGUGCGAACGUUGUGUGCGAGGCAAGGAGCACUGUUCGUUGCUUGAUGAGGAUCCGAACGGUAAACCCCGUCGUCCAAGGAAUCCCGUCCCCGUCCCCGCCAAUACCGCCGUUGACGCCGGUGCCGUCCCUCGCCCGUCUCAGGUCGCAACUGGCUCCAGCGGUCAGCAGCCCGACCUCAUCGCGCUGCUCCUGGACAGACUUGACAGCCUUGAGCACAACACAGCCAUGAUGAGUAGGGCCUUGGGGAAUGCCGGUAUCAGGUUCUCUCCUCCCGAUGAGCGUGAACGUAGGCGUCAUGGAUCUGGAUAUCCGACCACUUCGAACGCGUACCCAGAAACGUCGUCUUACUCCCUUGAGGACCGCCAUCGUGCGACACGGGAGAGCUGGGGUGGGGCUGGUCAUUCAACUAUGCCUAGCCCUGAGCCCGAUGCGUAUGCGGCCCACACCGCUCUGACUCAACCAGUCGAGGGGCUGGGCGCCAUCCUCGCCGAUGAGCUAGAGACUACAGGUGUAUCUCUCACACGUCGUUUUCACCGUUCCCCCGAUCCAGAUGUGGGGCCGUUCCAGCCUCCCGGGUUUGGUCCUGGUCCAAUGGAUCGCACACCCUCCGAUUCUUGGACGAUUCGCCUAAAGCCUCCCCCUGGACGAACACUGAGUGUCAGAUGCGGACCAGUGCUCUGUUUCUUGCCCACGCAUGCUCGACACGACGACUACCUCGACUUCUUCUUCACUCAGAUCAACCCUUUCCUGCCAUGCCUGAAUGAGAACGGCGUCCGCCAACGCAGCAGUGCCAUUUACGAACGCGCGUUUGGCCCCAGUGCGGCGGAACGCGAACCCGCUUUGCGGUUCACGCUUGGGCCGUACCUUGCCUUAUUGUUCAACCUCUACGCCUGUGUUGACAUAUUCAAGCGAACACCUGGAGCGGAGGGUCAGGAAGCUGAAGGCUACGCGUGGUUUCGACAGGCGCAGGAGCUCAUCGGUCGCCGCCAAAUCCCAGCUGCCGGUGGGGAUCUGACUGGUAUCCAAAUUGUUAUUCUUCAAUCGCUUUUUCUCUCCCACCGCGGCAACCUCGACAGCGCCUACAUCGCCAUUGGCCGAGCUCCGAGACUCUGCUACCAGCACGGUGUGAACAAUGCGGCCAACUGGACCAAGAUGUCGGCGUUCCGUCUCCACAUGCGCCAACGCGUCCUAUACGUCUCAUUCUGCCUUGACCGACGUCUAUCCUUCAUGUCCGGAAGGCCAUACGGCAUGCACACCAGGGACAUCAACAUGUCCCAACCAGAUGGCAUUAUCGACUCGAACGCCUAUCUAGACCAAACACUUCCCCCUCCGUCGUCGGCCAGCACCUUGCAGCCUUGGCUGGGGGCCUUGACUGCCUACGCCAAGUUUACUGGUCGUGCAUGGGAUGAGAUCGCUUGUCCAACGGCAAGUGCCGAAGAUCGGCCAGCGCUCGUUGACGCGCUGGACGCAGAUAUCAACCACUGGCUCAUCCAGUUUGAAUGUGGUACAGCACUGGACGCGGAGGAUAGGACGCCUAUCCAGAAGCAACAACGUCUAAUCAUCAGAACUCUCAUGUGGGACCUCCGCCUCGUACUCCGUCGCAGCCAGAUUAUCCAGAAUCAGUUUGACGACCGCGUGGGCAACCUCUGCGGCGAAUUGGCGUGCUCCGUCGUCGAGGCAAUCUAUCACGCAUCGUUCGAGGCCAGCUGGAGUCGAGCGUAUUAUCUCAAGGCGCACGCACCCACUAUCCUCUUCUCCCCGAUCAUCGUCCUGGCAACGCUGCUGAUCCGUUACCCUGGCAAUUCGUUCGUUACCUACAGACUCCGAUUCCAGCAGGCAGUCGAAGUGAUCGAGCGUCUGGCAACCGAGUUGGCUGCGGCAGCCCACAUCGAGUCGUUGAUCAACGAAAUUGUUCGUCUCACCAAUGCCAGCAUCAAAGCGAGAGAAGGUGGUAAAGAUGCCACGGCCGAGCUGUACCAGGACGCGGCGUCGAUUCUCGACUUUGGCGACCUGUUCUCCACCGAAAUACAAAACCUCACAAACCACGGCAGUGCGUUCUUCCAUGAAGUGGCCACCCCGCGGAACGAAUGGGACGUCCUCACGGGAGGCAGCGGCAGCAGUGGUCAGCCGUUGGAGGAGGGGUUCUCUUGGGAUACGCUCUUUGCCGCAUUCCCGUCAUACGAGCAGCUUUGA
Apiotrichum porosum is the source of this 2376-nucleotide messenger RNA. RefSeq lists its product as uncharacterized. Bases 1 to 2376 code for a protein of 791 amino acids. NCBI's taxonomy places the organism in Eukaryota, Fungi, Basidiomycota, Tremellomycetes, Trichosporonales, Trichosporonaceae. The transcript has 7 exons. Gene Ontology annotation, cellular component: nucleus. Gene Ontology annotation, molecular function: zinc ion binding; DNA-binding transcription factor activity, RNA polymerase II-specific; RNA polymerase II cis-regulatory region sequence-specific DNA binding. The record is from RefSeq and is a predicted model, not a curated record. Gene Ontology annotation, biological process: DNA-templated transcription; positive regulation of transcription from RNA polymerase II promoter by galactose.